AAAGAAAAGGCCUUUCCACCUGAAGAAAGGAAAAAUCCGAAUCCUCUCUAACUCUCUAAACCAUGAGUCUCUUCGGUCUGGGCAGAAAUCAGCCAACAUUUCGCCCCAAAAAAAGUGCACCCUCAGGAAGUAAGGGUGCACAGCUUAUGCAACACAUUGAUUCUACCCUGGGCAGUGGAAACCUAAGGGAAGCAGUAAGGCUACCUCCUGGGGAGGAUUUAAAUGAAUGGCUCGCUGUCAACACUGUAGAUUUCUUCAAUCAGGUGAAUCUGCUCUAUGGUACCCUUACAGAGUUUUGCACCGCAGAGAACUGUCCUACAAUGACUGCAGGCCAUAAGUAUGAAUAUAGAUGGGCGGAUGGUGUGCAGAUCAAGAAACCUAUAGAGGUUUCUGCCCCAAAAUACGUCGAAUAUUUAAUGGACUGGAUCGAAUCUCAGCUUGAUGAUGAAUCCAUUUUUCCUCAAAAGCUUGGUGCACGGUUCCCUCCCAACUUCAAGGAGGUCGUGAUUGCACUUCCAGAAAUCGUGAGCCUCAAGGAAGAAGCCCAUUUGAACACAUGCUUCAAGCAUUUCAUACUGUUUACUUCUGAGUUCGGGCUGAUCGACAAGAAAGAGCUAGCUCCUCUUCAGGAGCUCAUUGAAUCCAUCAUAGUCCCCGGCUAAGCAUACAGUGGCUGGAGAUCCUGAGAAGGAUUUAAAAAAUGGGUAAAGUACACUAGAGGUCACUUAACUAUGUAGAAAUGAUCUUUUUGAAUCAGCUACCUUUUAAAUGUUACAAAAUGGUCAUUAACAUUUAUCAAACGGUUACAGAAUAGUCCUUAAGCUUCUUGAGAUUUAUUGCUAUUUUUACGUUGCAAGGGAUCAUUUUGUAACUGUUUAAGAAGUUCAAUGACUAUUUUGUAACAUUUGAAAGAUCUUUGACCGAAAAGAUCAUUUUUUUACAUACUUCAUUGACCUUUAGUGUAUUUUUAUCAACAAAAAAAAAAAAAAAGGGAAGCAAAAGUAAUAAAUGGCUGUGUAAGUAAUAAAAAUAAACCCAGAGUUGUAGGCUUGAGACUUGAAUCCUCAUUCUAUAAGAAGAGAAAACCCAUUAUGUAGAAGCAACAAUGAUAGCCAGUGGAGCCUGGCAGGCAA
Messenger RNA from Hibiscus syriacus, 1133 nucleotides. Its product is annotated as MOB kinase activator-like 1A. Gene Ontology annotation, cellular component: cytoplasm; nucleus. Gene Ontology annotation, biological process: positive regulation of protein phosphorylation; signal transduction. Gene Ontology annotation, molecular function: protein kinase activator activity. The record is from RefSeq and is a predicted model, not a curated record. NCBI's taxonomy places the organism in Eukaryota, Viridiplantae, Streptophyta, Magnoliopsida, Malvales, Malvaceae. The coding region runs from base 63 to 662 and encodes 199 amino acids. The transcript has 7 exons.